Molecule: messenger RNA, 3194 nt
Organism: Mastomys coucha (southern multimammate mouse)
Lineage: Eukaryota; Metazoa; Chordata; Mammalia; Rodentia; Muridae
Product: murinoglobulin-1-like
Exons: 25
Coding region: 1-3066 (1021 amino acids)
Cellular component (GO): extracellular region
Source: RefSeq, a predicted model, not a curated record
AUGUGGAAGAACAGACAGGUUCAGCUGUGCCUUUUUUCAGUUCUUCUUGCCUUGCUAACUUCUGCUUCCUCGGUCAAUGGAGACUCGAAGUAUAUGGUGCUGGUCCCUUCUCAGCUCUACACUGACACCCCUGAGAAAAUCUGCCUCCAUCUAUACCAUCUGAAUGAGACUGUGACCGUCACAGCUUCCUUGAUAUCUCAGUGGGGAAGGAGAAAGCUGUUCGAUGAGCUUGUGGUUGACAAGGACUUGUUCCAAUGUGUUUCCUUCAUUAUCCAUAGAUUCUCCUCUUCUGAUGAGGAGGAGUUUCUCUACGUCGACAUCAAAGGGCCAACACAUACAUUCAGCAAAAGGAAUGCAGUACUUGUGAAGAACAAAGAAAGUGUUGUCUUUGUCCAGACAGAUAAGCCUGUGUACAAGCCAGGACAGUCAGUGCUUCCCAGAUUUGAUGUUGACCUGAAGGUUCCAAAUGCCAUCUCUGUGCAUGAUGAUACGCUCAGUGUGGAUAUAUGUGCAAAAUAUACCUAUGGGAAACCGGUCCCGGGACAUGUGAAGAUAAGCAUAUGCCAUGAGACUGGGACUGGAUGCAAAGAAGUCAAAUCACAGCUAGACAACAAUGGCUGCAGCACACAAGAAGUGAACAUCACUGAGCUCCAGUCAAAGAAAAGAGAUCACAGGAUCCAACUUUUUCAUGUGAAUGCAACUGUUACAGAAGAAGGGACAGGAUUGGAGUUCAGUGGAUCUGGAACAACUAAAAUUGAAAGAACCUCAAACAAGCUCAUAUUUCUGAAGGCAGAUUCACACUUCAGACACGGGAUUCCGUUCUUUGUGAAAGUCCUCCUACUGGAUAUCAAGGGAGCUCCUAUCCCAAAUGAGCAGGUCUUCAUCAAAGCAGAAGAAACUAGCUACACCAAUGGUACUACCACUGAUCAGCAUGGCGUGGCAAAGUUCUCCAUAGAUACUGCCAACAUCUCAGGCUAUUCCCUCCAUAUCAAAGUAAACUUUGAAGUUGAAAAGUGUCUUCGCAAUAAAGUGGACCUGAGCUUCAGCUCCUCUCAGAGUCUACCUGCCUCACAAACCACUCUGCGGGUCACAGCUUCUCCUCAGUCCCUCUGUGGCCUGAGAGCUGUGGACCAAAGCGUGCUGCUCCUGAAGCCAGAGGCUGAGCUCUCCCCUUCCUGGAUAUACAAUCUGCCAAGUAUGCAACACAACAACUUCAUUCCAAGUUCCCAGGGAUCUGAAGACCAAGAAGAUUGUAUAUUAUACAGAUCAUGGGUCACUGAUGAGCACACAUACUCAGUACCAUACGGAAAAGAGAAGGACGUCUACAGAUAUGUGGAGCCACUGAUCUUAGGGCACUUUAGAUAUGCACAGAACAGGGAUGAUCAUCUACCUGUUUGUUUUGCUUAUUCAGAUGCUGAGGUAUCUGAAAAAUUGUCUCUGGUGCUCCCACCAACAGUAGUGAAUGAUUCAGCCAGAGCCCAUUUCUCUGUGAUGGGUGAUAUCUUGAGUUCAGCCAUAAAAAACACACAAAAUCUUCUCCAUAUGCCCUAUGGCUGUGGGGAGCAGAACAUGGUCCUUUUUGCUCCCAACAUCUACGUACUGAAAUAUCUGAAUGAAACCCAACAGCUGACUCAGAAGAUCAAGUCUAAGGCCCUUGGCUUCCUCAGAGCUGGUUAUCAAAGAGAGCUGAACUACAAACACAAGGAUGGCUCCUACAGCGCCUUCGGGGAUAAGUAUGACGAGAGCCAAGGAAACACUUGGCUCACAGCCUUUGUGCUCAAGUCUUUUGCCCAAGCCCGAGCCUUCAUCUUCAUCGAUGAAUCACACAUCACUCACGCCUUCACCUGGCUCUCCCAGCAGCAGAAGGACAAUGGCUGCUUCCGGAGCUCUGGAUCAUUGUUCAACAACGCCAUGAAGGGGGGAGUAGAUGAUGAAGUGACCCUCUCUGCCUACAUAACCAUGGCCCUUCUGGAAAGUUCAUUCCCAGCCACGCACCCUGUUGUCUCCAAAGCCCUGAGCUGCCUAGAGUCGUCCUGGAAGACCAUAGAGCAAGGAGGAAAUGGCAGCUUUGUGUACACCAAGGCACUGAUGGCCUAUGCUUUCGCUCUGGCGGGGAACCAGGAUAGGAGAAAUGAAAUCCUGAAGUCACUUGAUGAGGAAGCUAUAAAAGAAGACAACUCCAUCCAUUGGGAAAGGCCUCAGAAACCCAGGAAAUCUGAGCAUCAUUUGUACAAACCUCAGGCUUCCUCUGCUGAAGUAGAGAUGAAUGCCUAUGUGGUCCUGGCUCGCCUCACUGCCCAGCCAGCCCCAACCCCUGAGGACCUGACUUUGUCAAGAAGCACCAUCAAGUGGCUAACAAAGCAGCAGAAUUCCAAUGGCGGCUUCUCCUCCACACAGGACACUGUGGUGGCCCUUGAUGCUCUGUCCAAAUAUGGAGCAAUUACUUUUUCCAGAAGCCAGAAAUCUCCUUUGGUGACCAUCCAGUCUUCAGGGUCAUUUUCCCAAAAGUUCCAAGUAGAGAACAGUAAUCGCCUGUUACUGCAGCAGGUCCAAUUACCAGACAUUCCUGGGGAGUAUACCAUCAGUAUGUCGGGGGAAGGAUGUGUCUAUGCUCAGACUACACUAAGAUACAACAUUCACUUGGAGAAGCAGCAGUCUGCAUUUGCUCUACGGGUACAGACAGUACCUCUAACUUGUGAUAACCCCAAUGGCCACAACAGCUUCCAGAUCUCACUAGAAAUCAGGUACACAGGGACCCGUUCAGCCUCCAACAUGGUGAUUGUUGAUGUGAAGAUGGUAUCUGGUUUCAUCCCAUUGAAACCAACAGUGAAAAAGCUGGAAAGAUUAGAGCACAUAAGCAGAACAGAAGUGAGCAACAACAAUGUCUUAUUAUAUUUGGAUCAGGUGACCAAUCAUACACUGGCCUUCUCCUUCAUCACUCAACAAGACAUCCCAGUAAGGAACCUGCAGCCUGCCAUCGUGAAAGUCUAUGACUACUAUGAGACAGAUGAAGUGGCUUUUGCUGAGUACAGCAGCCCCUGCAGCUCAGAUGAACAAAAUGUUUGAAACCCCAAUCUGUGGAGAAGGCAUUGCUGGAAUCCCCAGACCUGGGAACCUUCAAGAUGGUGAUUUACGUUUGUCUCUGCAAUACAAAUACUGAACAAGCUUUGUAAAUAAAUGCCUAGUUCUUGAGA